Molecule: messenger RNA, 1203 nt
Organism: Adineta steineri
Lineage: Eukaryota; Metazoa; Rotifera; Eurotatoria; Adinetida; Adinetidae
Source: the annotation of a GenBank genome assembly
AUGUCACUUAAUUGUCCAUGUAAUCGUUCUAGAUAGAGAUCCCAAAGUAAAUCAACAGCUAAAUAUGUUAUAAUAAUUGUAUUCUUAUUAACAAUUAUUUCUUAUAUUCAUGAUCCAAUAUCACGUCAAUUAUUAGAUGAAGAUGAAGAAAGAACAUGGUGUAUAGUUAAAUAUUCGUCAAAAUUAAAAAUCUAUGAUAGAUUCAUCAAUAUAUUUCAUUUUUUAACACCAUUUAUAAUUAAUUUUUCAUCUGCUGUAAUUAUUAUUAUUCAAGUAUUUAGAAAUCGUUCAAAAAUUCAAUCGAAUUCAACACGUACAACUAUUUUUAUUAACCAAAUCAAACAACACAAACAUAUAUUAAUGUCUCCAUGUAUUUUGAUGUUAUUAGCUGUUCCUCGUUUAAUAAUAUCACUUCUAUCUCAAUGUAUGGAGAGUGCUCGCAAUCCAUGGCUUUUUCUUGCUGGUUAUUACGUUUCAUUUGUUCCACCAUUACUUAUCUUUGUAGUUAAUAUUACUGUUAUUAUAAAUUUAAAAGAAAAUCAAUCACAUAUGACAUCCAUAUCAACAGUUCAAACAGAAUCAUCUCAAUUUCCAUUGACAAAACCAAUAUUAAAUGAUGUUACAAAGGUUAAAUUGUCAGAUGUAUCAGUUGUUGGCAAUUCAUUAACAAAAUGUGUAAUUAAAUCGAAUGAUGUUUUAGAAAUAAUUACACAUUUAUCUGAAGGUGGAUGUGCUGUGCCAUUUAAACAACUGAAAUUACCAACAACAAAAUCAUUAUCAAACCAAGUUUUAGAAUUUGAUAUGAAAUUUUUGACGAACCCAUAUGAUGGUGUAGGACGUCAUGGUGGUAUUUACUAUGGUAAUCAUUCCUUCGACAGACGAACAGAUGGUAAUACAGGUGUUGAUUGGAUUGAUCGUACCCGUGAUCGUGGUUAUAGAUUUUAUCAAACAGGACGGUAUCCAGACGACUCAAACAUAUUAUUACUGCAAAAGAAAGAACCAGUGAAUCAUCUAAAGAUUAUCAUCAAAUCAAAUGGUGAACAUAUCAUAGUUGCAGAAAAUACUAUUUGGAAAAAUUUAACUAGUAAUGCAGUUCAAUUACUUAAUAAACCCUAUUUAGGUUUUUGGGCAUGGGGCAAUAAUCAUUUACGUAUCUCGAAUUUUACUAUUCGACCUUAUACAAGAUGUGGCCUUGAUGAAUGA